Grammomys surdaster is the source of this 1064-nucleotide messenger RNA. RefSeq names its product chromosome unknown C4orf3 homolog (gene Arln). Bases 86 to 283 code for a protein of 65 amino acids. The transcript has 2 exons. The record is from RefSeq and is a predicted model, not a curated record. NCBI's taxonomy places the organism in Eukaryota, Metazoa, Chordata, Mammalia, Rodentia, Muridae.
GGGCGCCGGGAAUUAGUGACUAGACUGGGGCGCGUAGCGGCCUUCAGAUUUGGACUCAGGUGUGCACAAGUGGAGCGACGUAGAGAUGGAGGUGAGCCCGGCGGCGCGUGGUACCGACUGUGUUCGGGAACGGAGAGGCUCGUCCGAAGCUGAAAGGAGGAGCCAAGAUGAGCCACCUCAGUCCGGGAUGAACGGACUUCCGAAACACUCCUACUGGCUGGAUGUCUGGCUCUUCAUCCUUUUUGACCUAGUGUUGUUCGUCUUCGUGUACCUCUUGCCCUGACUGGUUUGCUGAGAGUCAACAACGGGAUUUCUGGAGUGAAGCCUGAAAACUACUAUAGACUUCUUGACUGAAGAGGACUUCCAGCAGCUGAAUUCCACACUUCUAACCUUUCCUUCAGCCCUUGAGCUUCCUAAAGUAGUACCAUACGUUUAAAACCUGUUUUUUUAAUGGUUGAAUUAAUAUGAUUGUAACUAAAUGAUAUAUAAUAUAUAUUUUUAAUAAUGCCUGUAACUUAAGUACUUAAGGGAAAUUUCUGUGAUAUUUACUCAUCCAACAGGUAUUGGGGCCCCUCAUUAUUACCCAGGCAUUGGUUUGGACACAGCAGUGAACAUCAGCAAAAAAAUGUUAUCUUUGUGAAGCUUACUUUCUCAAAUAUUGUUGUUUUAAAGCUAUGCUAUUAUAAAAUAGUUACCCAGGAUUGAAUAGGUAGCAUUUACUCAGAAAGAUCAUAGUCCCAAAGCAGCUACUAGAAAUAUUUUGGAAGCUGUUCUUUUUCAUCUUAAGACCUGGGUAAUUAGAAGAACUUUUUUACUAUUGGUUUUAGUGCAGUUCAGUAUAUGAGAACUGCCUAAAAUAUGCAGAGGGGGUGUUCUCUCUUAGAAUUCACAAUAUUUGGUUAAUGGUUAACCAUUGUCUUAAGAUACUGCUGCAUUUGCUUGGAUCAUUUUGUGCAAAAUGUAACUGAGGUAUGUGGAUUAAACACAGGGCACUGAGUUUGCCACACUCUGGGACCUGAUUUGUACUGCUUACUAUUUUCUCUAAUAAAUGUUUAAUCACUGAA